Vanrija pseudolonga is the source of this 2130-nucleotide messenger RNA. RefSeq names its product Spindle assembly checkpoint component mad1 (gene mad1). Gene Ontology annotation, biological process: attachment of mitotic spindle microtubules to kinetochore; mitotic spindle assembly checkpoint signaling. The record is from RefSeq and is a predicted model, not a curated record. Gene Ontology annotation, cellular component: kinetochore; nuclear envelope; mitotic spindle. Bases 1 to 2091 code for a protein of 696 amino acids. Lineage: Eukaryota; Fungi; Basidiomycota; Tremellomycetes; Trichosporonales; Trichosporonaceae. The transcript is spliced from 7 exons.
AUGGAGCGACCUACUCCCAGCAGCUCUCGCAUCCCGACAACGCUGAGAUCGGGAGUUGCCAGAACACCAAGCACAUUACGAACACCAACCGCCUCCUCACUAGGAAAGCGAGCUGCAACGGAAGCUGGCUUAGCUGAUGACCCCUUGGUCGCACGCAAGGCUCUGAGCGCUUCCAAGGCUCGUGAAACUACCCUUGAGAGGCGCAUCCUGGAGCUGCAGAGGAGCCUCCAGCAGCGCACCGAGGAGCUGGAGGAGACUCGCAGCCUCAACGAGCGUCUCAAGACUGAGCGGCAUAUCCUGCUGGAGGGCGAGACAAAGGAGAAGAACGAGGGCGAGAAGCGCGAGAAGGCAUGGGAAACAGAGAGGAAACAGGCCAUCGCAAAGAUCGGCGAGCUGCGGCGAGCGAGGAACACCCUCGGCGCCGAGCUCGAGGAGGUCAAUCACCAGCACCAGUCCCUCACCGCACGGUAUCACAACCUCAGCAACUCGUCAAAGUCGGAGAUUUCAUUACUCGAGAACCGCGUCAAGGAUAUUGAGCGCGAGCGUGACGAGCUCAGGCAAUGGCAGCGACGCGCCGAGGCCCUCUCGAUCCAGCUGGAGGAGGAGAAGCGCAAGGCUCAAGAUGGGGCUCGCCGGCGGGAGGAUGCCGCAGCUGAUCGUAAGGGCGACGAGGUGGUUCGAGGCGAGUUGCGACGCCAAUCCCAGAACCUGGUCUCUCUCCAACACGCCAACGACUCUCUGCAAGCUGAGCUAGUGGACCUCCGCCGCUGGAAGAAGGAUGCGGAUGCCCACGACCGCGUCGCAAAGGAUACCGAGCGGACGUUGAAGGACGAGGUUCGCUCCUUGCACGAGCAGCUUGAACGCGCGCGCAGAGAAGUCGACUCUCUCACUCAGACCUUCCCAUCCGACCAGGCAGCAUCAGAGGAUGCCUCGACACUCCAGCAUCGUCUUUCAGCCCUGUCCACUCUCCACGCUGAGACCGAGGCAAAACUCACCGCCAAGAGCAAGGAAACGGAUGAACUCCACGCCCGUCUUGCGACCGUUGCCCGAGACAGCCAGAGCGCCAAUCUGGCUCUUGCCAAGCGCGCCGAAGAAGCAGAGCGUGAGCUCCGAUGGGCCAAGGAGGGUCGACGACGUGCCGAGGUUCAGGAGAGCCUUGCCAGGAAUGAACUGCAGAGCUACGUCGAGCUCGGCACCAACCCCUCGUCGGCAUCCGGCUCCGGUGAUAGUGCUGCUCGAGUCACACAGCUGGAGUCGCUCCUCGAGUCGUACAAGUCUCAGCUCGAGGGACUCGCGCGUGACACGAGGGAUGUGGAGGACCGCGUCUCUCGCGGCGCCGGCCUCGUCAAGCUUUCCGAGCUGGAGGAGGCGCGCGAAGCCAUUUCGAGGCACGAGGCGGCCGCGACCGAGCUCCAGCAAACCAUCGAUCAGCUCAUCGAGGCCAACACGAAGCUCGACGCCGAGGUGACAAACCUCAUGCAGCGUGUCGCCUCGGGCGAGUACAACCCUGCCCGGGAGCGCCUCCUCGAGCUGCGCAACAACCCUGCCGCCAAGAUCCAUGCCGUUCGUACCGAGCAGCUCGAGGCUCUCAAGGCGGAGAACACUGCUCUUCUCGGACGUCUCGCUGCCGUCGACAACGAACCUGCUGGACAAGAUGCCGAGUCUCGGGGCCUUGUUCCUCGCGAGAGCUUUGACAGGCUGGUCAAGGAGAAGACAGACCAGGAAGCAGCUCAUGAGAAGCGCCUGCUUCGUCUCAAGGAGAUCUUCGGCCUCAAGUCGCGCGAGUUCUUGGAAGCCGUCUACUCCCUUCUCGGAUGGCGCAUCCGCUUUGACGAGUCUGGUGCCGACAUUCGCCUGACGAGCAUGUAUGCUCCCAAGGGCAAGAUGGGCCUCACACUCAAGUUCACCUCGCACGAGGGCCAUUUUGGCACCAUGCAGAUGACGGGCGGCAUGGCGCGCGGUCUCGAGGAGGCACGCGACUUUUGGGUCACGGAGCGACAGAGCAUUCCUGGCUUCUUGGCACAGGUGACGACUGAGAUGUUUGAGAAGACGACGAUUGGACGGGCAGCUGGCUACGUGGGCCUGGAGUAGAACUCGCAGUGUAGACUAUAUAACCAUGCAUCAUGGGUG